AUGGACUCGGACAUCGAGGACGACGAGGACUUUGCGCCACGCCGGGCGGCCACCCUGCCCGCGGAAGCCCCUCCCGCAGCGGCUGAGACGGUGCAAAGCGCCGGCGCCGCCGACCCAUCCGGCAGCAAUGCGUUCCAAAUACUGAUGGCGCCGCCGCAGCGUGGCCGCGCUGCCGCUAGCCUCGACAGCGUCGAGGGCGAGAGCGUGCCGCCGGCUGAGGCGUCUGGGAGCGCGCCUCAACCCGCCGACGCAAAGCGCAGCCGGCGCAAGCGGGCCUCGCCCGAGUCGCAAGCGGCGGGCGGCGCCGGUGCGGCUGUGGGCGCGGGCGAUGCCCCCGACGGCGGCGGCGAGGAGGCUGAGAGCAGCUCCGGCGCGGCGGAUGCGACGGUCAUCGAGGUGAAUCCGUCGAGCGUCCGGUCGGGCCGGCUCGUCCUCUCCAAGUUUGCAGAGGCGACGCAGUCGCGCGAGCUCUCCACGUGGUCGGGCGCGACAUCGGCCACGGGGGACGCUGCACCCUUGCUGGGGGGCAGCGGCGGCGGCGACCGCAAGCCGAAGCCGAAGUCGCAGAAGGGGGGCGCCGCUGCGCAGCCGCCGGCCAAGGGCGGUGCCGCUGCCAAGGGUGGGAUCGGAGCCUUCUUUGCGAAGAAGGGUCCGGCCGCGGCACCGGCUGCCCCGGCGGCUGCCGCGGCGGAGCCUCUGCUGGGGAGGCAGAAGAAGAAGAAGAAGGCCGACGCCGAGGGGAAGCGGGGCGAGGCGGCCGCGCAGGCGCGGUGCGGCGAGGGUGUUGUGACGCUCGUCCUCUUCGAGGAGGUAGACGUGGUCUUCGAGGACGACGCCGGCUUCUACGCCGCACUGCGCCGGCUCGCGCGCGAGAGCAAGUGCCCGAUGGUUGCGACAUGCAACGAGCUCUCGGCCGAGCUCGAGGCGCUGCUGGGCAGCUCGCCGCGCCUCCGGUGGGAGCGGCCGUCGUCGGCCCAGCUGCUGCCCCUCGCCGCCGCCCUCUGCCUGCGGGGCGCGCCCCCGGCGGCCCCGGCGGCCGAGGUGCCGCCGAGCAGCAGCAGGAGCUUGCUGGAGCUGGUCGAUCACUUUGGCGGCGACGUCCGGCGCACGGUGACCACGCUGCAGUGCUGGGCCGACGACGCCGGCGCGCCGCGCGUCGAGCGCGUUCUCGGGCUCGAGUCUGCGUGUUGCGGCGCGCCGCUCGCCGACGCCGUGCUGCGCGCGACGGCGUUGCGCGUCGCUGCGCAGCGCGAGGGCGGCGGCGGCGAUGCGGAGGGCGACGCGGCGGGAUCGCUGGCGGCGUCUCUGCUUCAGCUGCAGGUCGGGGCGUUGGUCGGAUGCGUCGAGCUGCUCGGCCGCUCGCCGCUGCUCGAGCACCCUCUGCGUCUCCUCGACGCGGCCCUUGGCGGAGUGCUGCUCGCAGCGGAGGGCGCGGCCCCGGUGGCGGUCGCGGUGGCGGAGGGCGCGGCCACGGUGGCGGUGGCGCCCCUCGUCAACGAGCUCUGCUUCGGCGAGGUGCGGCCGGCAGGACUGCAGGUGCGGCCGGCAGGACUGCAGCCCGGAGCAUCGGAGCCGGAGGCGGGCGGCGCGGAGGCGGGCCGAGAGGAGGCGGGGCCGGAGGAGGAGGACGAAGAGGCGGCCAUGACCAGACGCGUCGUCGAGGGCAGCGUGAUCGACGGCGACGCGCCGCCAGAGGUGAUGGAGGUCGACAGCUCGGAGGUCUCUUCUUCGCCUGGGGUCGCCACGGCCAGCAGUCCGUCGGCACGGGCCGUGGAGGCGGACGGCGGCGUCGCCGCCGCCUCCCCGAGCGACGGCGAGCGGCCUGCGACACCCGGCGCGUCGGGGCUCCCUGAGCCGCCUUCGGAGGAGCCGCCCUCGGAGGAGCCCGCCGCUGACGUGCCAUCGGUGGACGAGGAGGCGGCGGGGGAGGAGGCGCCUCGGGAGGCCUUUUGGGUGAGUGAGCCGCCGGAGGGCGCCGCGGAGCCGCUGCUGCGCUGCACGCUGGACGCGACCGCUGACAUGUACGACAUGCUCUCGCUCGCUUCGCCCCGCUCCCCCGCGGCUGCAGCCGUCGCAGAGAGCGGAGAGACGAGUUGGUGGGGCGGCGCCGACGCGGCGCCGGCCGCCACACAGCUCGACGCCGACUUGCGCGCCACGCUGCAGCUGCUCACCGUGUCUGCAGCAUUCGCUACG
Molecule: messenger RNA, 2193 nt
Organism: Emiliania huxleyi CCMP1516
Lineage: Eukaryota; Haptophyta; Isochrysidales; Noelaerhabdaceae
Exons: 3
Cellular component (GO): nucleus
Molecular function (GO): DNA binding; DNA clamp unloader activity
Source: RefSeq, a predicted model, not a curated record